AAUAGGCUGUUUGCUGCCUCGAUUUUAUCUCUUGUGAAGGAAUAUCCAGGAAAAUGGCUUUUUCGAGGUCGCAGCCGUCGUGGCUGUCGAUGUUCUUCUCUAUAGUUACCAUCCUGACACUUUCUACUCCUGUUCAAUCCCUAUACUUCUACGUCCACGGGCGACAGCCAAAGUGUUUCUAUGAAGAAUUGCCCAAGGACACUCUGGUAGUCGGAAAUUACCAGGCCGAAGUCUACAAUCCUCACACCAAUACCUAUGCUCCUGACAGCAGUAUAUCCAUCACCAUCACUGUCGAUGAAGUUUUCGAUAACGACCACCGGGUCGUUUCUCAGAAGGGAGCUGACAAGGGACGCUACACCUUUUCCACGGCAGAUGCGGGACAGCACAAACUAUGCUUCACUCCGGACUCGCAUGCCAACAGUGGAUGGCUGUCCGGAGCUUCUGGCCCAGUGAAAUUGACCCUUGACAUGGCUAUCGGAGAGUCCAACCACCUAGAGUCUGAAGACAAGAGCAAGCUUGACGAUUUGGUCGAGAGAGUCAAAAACUUGAACGGAAGACUCCAGGACAUCCGCCGUGAACAGGUCUUCCAACGCGAACGAGAAGCUCAAUUCCGUGACCAAUCUGAGGCUACCAACUCCCGUGUUGUCCGGUGGGCUUUGAUUCAAACCGCUGUCCUCGGGGUUACCUGUGUCUGGCAAUUCUCACAUCUACGGAGCUUCUUCAUCAAGCAGAAGCUUACUUAA
This is a messenger RNA of Microsporum canis CBS 113480, 743 nucleotides long. Its product is annotated as ERP6. The record is from RefSeq and is a predicted model, not a curated record. Lineage: Eukaryota; Fungi; Ascomycota; Eurotiomycetes; Onygenales; Arthrodermataceae. Bases 54 to 743 code for a protein of 229 amino acids. Gene Ontology annotation, biological process: Golgi organization; endoplasmic reticulum to Golgi vesicle-mediated transport; intracellular protein transport. The transcript is spliced from 3 exons. Gene Ontology annotation, cellular component: COPII-coated ER to Golgi transport vesicle; endoplasmic reticulum; endoplasmic reticulum-Golgi intermediate compartment.